This is a messenger RNA of Colias croceus (clouded yellow), 653 nucleotides long. RefSeq lists its product as uncharacterized. NCBI's taxonomy places the organism in Eukaryota, Metazoa, Arthropoda, Insecta, Lepidoptera, Pieridae. The coding region runs from base 31 to 612 and encodes 193 amino acids. The transcript has 3 exons. The record is from RefSeq and is a predicted model, not a curated record.
UCGCGUUAAUCGUAAAAUGAUUUGGUGAAAAUGUGGCUGCGCUUCGUCGGCUUCGCUUUCUUCUGUGCGGUGCAGGCUGAGAUCAGGAGUAGCUUGAUCUUUAAUAAGCUACUAAACGUAAAACCAGUAGGAGCUCAAAUUGCCAAGAGUUUCGUACCCCUCACGGAGUUGCCUCCACCUCGCAUCCACCAUGGAUCUGGGAGACGACAUCUUGAAGACGAAUGCAGUAAAGCACCACAGUGGAAGGAAGUUAACGAAGGCGGGAAAGUAGACAUACUUGGAGAUUACUAUGACGAUAGAGUUGCUAAAACCGUCGCUACUGUUAUAAUACCGGAUCAUAUAGAUUAUAAGCAUUUCCAAGUGACGACCCCAGUACCGUACCUCACAGUGGGUCCCAUAGAAGCCAUAGGUUACCAUCCUAGUACCAUAAAAUCAGACCAUCCGAGCGAGUGUGAGAAGAUCUACCAGGACCACAUAGCUGACCAGUAUUCAGAUGAGACCACAGACUAUUCAGAAGAAUCCCUGGAAAUGGCCAGAAUGCCGCUCUUCCCGACGAACGUUCGAGAAUCUAUUGAGGAACGAUUUGCUCAUAUGUACGAUGACAUGCGAUAGUUUUAUGUGGGUGUAAUAAAUUUUGAUACUUUUUUACUUAA